Lathyrus oleraceus (garden pea) is the source of this 2507-nucleotide messenger RNA. Its product is annotated as mitogen-activated protein kinase kinase kinase 3. Gene Ontology annotation, cellular component: cytoplasm. Lineage: Eukaryota; Viridiplantae; Streptophyta; Magnoliopsida; Fabales; Fabaceae. The coding region runs from base 192 to 2138 and encodes 648 amino acids. Gene Ontology annotation, biological process: protein phosphorylation; MAPK cascade. The transcript has 11 exons. Gene Ontology annotation, molecular function: ATP binding; MAP kinase kinase kinase activity. The record is from RefSeq and is a predicted model, not a curated record.
GCCGUCCCUUCCCAAACCCCAUUCUUUCGUCGUUUCUUCCUUCCUUCAUUCAUCCACCCGUUCCUCUCUUUUUCUUAUUAUCAUCACAUCACUACUACUAUAAUACUACGUGUGAACAAAAACCGAGUCUCCUCUUUCUCCAUCUUCUUCUUCUUCUCAAUUUCCCUCUUUACCUAAUUUCCUAUUUUAUAAUGCCCACGUGGUGGGGUAAAAAAUCAACCAAGACCAAGGAGCUUCUUCACCAGGAAGAGCCACGUGGCGGAAGCAGUAGUGGUGGAAGUAGCGGUGGCGGCGCCGGCGUGCUUCAUUUCAAUUUCAAUAAGUCUCCGAUUAGAAACGCUACCAAUUAUAAAAACGGUUAUUAUAAACCCGAAAACCCUAGAAGUUUCGAAGAUGCUUCUAAUUUUAGAAAUUCUCCCAGAUCUAGUAGAGAUUUCACUCCUUCAACCACCACCACCGCCACCGCCUCUUCUUCCUUUUGGGAUUCCGAUGCCGGUGAUAAGAUAGGCCUUCCUCUUCCUCGUCCUUCUGUUUCUUCUACCCAAAGCUUGAGCAAUGAUCAGGGAAUUACUUUUGGAUCUGCUUCUGUUUCUGGUUCUAGCGUUAGCUCCAAUGGCUCUUGUGAUGAUCCUUCAGCUUUUAACUCUCAGAUUAAUAGCGUUAGGGGACAAUGUGAAGCAAAGUUCAAUGUGAGGUCUAAAAGCCCCGGUCCUGGGUCAAGAGGACCUACCAGCCCAACAUCGCCACUUCAUCCAAGGUUGCAUGUUUUGAGUCUUGACUCACCUACAGGAAGGCAAGAAGAUGGAAGGAGCGAGUGUCAUCCAUUACCUCUCCCUCCAGGAUCCCCGACUAGUCCAUCUUCAGCUCUUCCCAGCAACACGAGACCAAAUGGAGUGGCAGAAAAUUGUAGCACUAACCGUGGCAGGUGGAAGAAAGGAAAGCUUCUAGGUCGGGGAACAUUUGGGCAUGUUUACCUGGGAUUCAAUAGUGAAAGUGGACAAUUGUGUGCAAUAAAAGAAGUCAGGGCUGUUUGUGAUGAUCAAACCUCAAAAGAGUGCCUCAAACAACUUAAUCAGGAGAUAGAUUUGCUGAGUCGGCUUUCACAUCCAAACAUUGUUCAAUACUAUGGAAGUGAUUUGGGAGAAGAAACACUUUCCGUUUAUUUGGAAUACGUGUCUGGAGGUUCUAUUCAUAAAUUACUUCAGGAAUAUGGGUCCUUCAAGGAGCCUGUUAUCCAAAAUUAUACAAGGCAGAUUGUCUCUGGACUUUCAUAUCUUCAUGGGAGAAAUACAGUGCAUAGGGAUAUCAAAGGGGCUAACAUACUAGUUGAUCCUAAUGGUGAAAUCAAGCUUGCGGACUUUGGAAUGGCAAAACAUAUAAAUUCUUCAUCCUCAAUGCUUUCUUUCAAAGGAAGUCCACAUUGGAUGGCGCCAGAGGUUGUAAUGAAUACAAAUGGCUAUAGUCUUCCUGUUGAUAUUUGGAGCUUGGGAUGCACAAUUCUUGAAAUGGCAACAUCAAAGCCUCCUUGGAGUCAGUAUGAAGGGGUAGCUGCAAUAUUUAAAAUUGGCAACAGCAAAGACAUGCCUGAAAUUCCUGAUCAUCUCUCAAAUGAUGCAAAGAAUUUCAUUAAGCUAUGCUUGCAUAGAGAUCCUGCAACUCGCCCUACAGCCCAUAUGUUACUUAAUCACCCCUUUAUUCGAGAUCAGUCAGCAACAAAAGCUGCAAAUGUCAGAAUAACCAAGGAUGCUUUUCCCUACAUGUUCGAUGGAAGCCGGACACCGCCAGCUUCAGAUCUCCAUUCCAAUAGAACUUGUAUUGCUUCUCAUGAUGCAGAAUAUGUAACAAAACCAGUUGUUGCAGCUUCCCGAGCAAUAAGGAACCCAAGAGACAACACAAGAAUGAUCACAUCUUUACCAGUAUCUCCGUGUUCAAGUCCAUUGCGACAGUCUGGUCCGGCACACAAGAGCUGUUUCCUUUCUCCUCCACAUCCAACUUAUUCACUGAUGGGACAUAAUACCCUUGCUUCAUAUGAAUCAUAUCCAAUGAGAUCAAAUGCCAAGUUUACUCUUGAUCCUUGGCAUGAAAUACCUAUGUACAAAGCCCAUACACCUGGUGGAUCCCCAAGGAGACUCAUUUGAGUUUCUAAUUGUAAAUACUCCUAGACUCUUUCUUGGUUUUCCCCAGCUUGCCUUGUGCUCCGUAGUUGAGCUUUAUUCAAUCUUAACUCUGAAUGUUCAAACUAUAUAAAAAACACUCUGGUCCAUUCUUUCUUUAUAAAUGAGAAAUAGAUGACGGUAGAAGUGACAAGUGUAGGAGACACCGUCUCGUUGCAGGCACUGGACUGGGGAGACCUUGUAGCUUGUAACAUUUUUCAUUGAUUACUGUAAGCAGACGGUGUUUGCCAUGUUUGUACUUUGUAGUAGUGUUUUUGUUGUAUAUUGUUAAUAGUCCAUGGCAGAAGAAUACAAGAGUAAAUUUUAAUACAUAUUUCUUAUUUCUUUUUCAAA